Molecule: messenger RNA, 1747 nt
Organism: Camelus dromedarius (Arabian camel)
Lineage: Eukaryota; Metazoa; Chordata; Mammalia; Artiodactyla; Camelidae
Gene: PSRC1
Product: proline and serine rich coiled-coil 1
Exons: 8
Coding region: 123-1103 (326 amino acids)
Biological process (GO): mitotic metaphase chromosome alignment
Cellular component (GO): spindle microtubule; microtubule cytoskeleton; spindle pole
Molecular function (GO): microtubule binding
Source: RefSeq, a predicted model, not a curated record
GCUUGGGAUAUUCGAAAGGCGCCCCGCCCCCUCGAAGCUGAUUCCCGGGACUAGAUUGUAGGAGGAAAGCAUCUUCCGCGAGAGCUCAGGCCUAAGCAGACUCUUGCUCCUGUGGCUGGAACAUGGAGGAUUUAGAAGAAGAUGUAAAGUUUAUAGUGGAUGAGACCUUGGACUUUGGAGGGCUGUCACCAUCUGACAGUCGAGAGGAAGAAGAUACAGCAGUGCUGGUGACUCCGGAGAAACCCCUCCGACGAGGCCUCUCCCAUCGAAGUAACCCAAAUGCAGUGGCCCCCGCCCCCCAGGGUCCGAGACUCAGCUUAGGCCCCCUCAGCCCAGAGAAGCUGGAAGAAAUCCUUGACGAGGCCAACCGGCUGGCAGCUCAGCUGGAGAAGUGCGCCCUGCAGGAGCGGGAGAACACGGGCGAGGGCCCCGGGCUUCGAAGGGUGAAGCCCAGCCCUCGGCGAGAGACCUUUGUGCUCAAGGACAGUCCUGUCCGAGACCUGCUGCCCACUGUGAGCUCUUUGGCCCGGAGCACCCCCUCCCCAAGCAGCCUGACACCCCGACUCCGGAGCAGCGAUAGGAAGGGGUCAGUCAGGGCUCUUAGGGCAACACCUGGAAAGAGGCCCUCCAGCGCAAAAAAGGAGUCGCCCACUUGCAAUCUGUUCCCUGCAUCCAAAAGCCCAGCAUCUUCUCCUCUUGCCCGAUCAACGCCUCCAGUCCGGGGGAAAGCUGGGCCCAGUGGGAGAGCAGCAGCAAGCCCACCUACCCAUGUCAGACCAGUCUUGGCCCUGCAACCUCCUGCCAGCAACACUCAGCGCCCAUCUCGGCCACAAGGAGCAACAGCUAAACCUCCCAGUCGACCACCUGGCCCAUCAGCCAUCCCCAGGCCUGCCAGCAGGAUGCCACUCACUGGCCGGAGUGUACCAUCCAGCAAAAGUGCACUUCCUGCAGAUUCCCUGUCAACUCGGAAAGGACUUCCAAGACCAAGUGCCGCAGGGCACAGAGUUCCUGUUUCUCAGCGACCAAAUGUUCCUGUCACUGGUGCUGGUCGCAGCAAUCUGCAGCCCCCCAGGAAAGUUGCAGUCCCAGGACCUACCAGGUAAAGAGAGCAGGACAGCAAGCAAGAAUUCAGUAGCAAACCACUACAGUCAGUCAUUGCCUGUACUCACCUCUACUCGGCCUCCUAAGCCCUGUCUUUGGAGGCAGGCCUGACUCCAGCACAUUCUGGCCCAGAGAUAGGAGGAAGAGCUGCCACCACAACUGGUGCCCCAGGAGUAGAAACCAUGGGAGAUGGGGUGGAUUAGGGUUGAGCUGGAGGGAAAUCAAACUCUGAGUUGAAACAAAAUAAGAAAAAGAGGUUUUUAACUUCACCACUCCCAGUGGUGAAGUUAACAAACAGAAAAUGAGAACUGCAAGCGAGUGGUUUGCCCUCAUCCACCCACACUCUUGCAUCCAACCCCAGAGAGUUUGAUCUUCUUCCCGGGCACCAGUUCAGGGCAUGGGUUCACUGGACAUUUACAUGUGAAUGGCCUCUGUAGCUAACCUCCCUGCUCUCUGAGAAGCAGUCCUCCUGAAUCACAUCCUCUACUGGACUCCGGCCUGUUUGGAGAGGCAGAGGCAGGCAUCUGGUCUCCAGAACUUAUUUCCUGUGAAUUCUGUGGCUCCUAACAGGCCAGUUUAUGAUAAGCUUACUUCAAUGGUAUUCAUUUUUCUAAAAUAAAAUGAAUAUAUUUCUAUAUUCUCUGUA